Messenger RNA from Trametes versicolor FP-101664 SS1, 2595 nucleotides. Its product is annotated as transportin-PC. Gene Ontology annotation, biological process: protein import into nucleus. The coding region runs from base 1 to 2595 and encodes 864 amino acids. The transcript is spliced from 9 exons. Gene Ontology annotation, molecular function: nuclear import signal receptor activity; protein binding. Lineage: Eukaryota; Fungi; Basidiomycota; Agaricomycetes; Polyporales; Polyporaceae. The record is from RefSeq and is a predicted model, not a curated record. Gene Ontology annotation, cellular component: nucleus; cytoplasm.
AUGGCCUCCUGGACGCCGCGGCUGCCACUCCUAACUACACUGCUGCAGACUUUGAGACAAGCGACUGGCACCAAUGCCGCCCUCCUGAGCACUAUAACUCAGAAGUUACAAAUCUUUGGACGCCGCGAAGAACGUGUCGCCUACCUGGCAUAUAUCUUGUCCUCACUGCCAGAAGAGGACGACCGUAUCCGUAUCAUUGCAGGUCAUCUGCUGAAGGACAUCGCCCGGAGCAUCCUCCACACCCCUCCCGAUGUCUUGACCUUUGCGAAGUCCGCCGUCCUGGUGGCCGUUAAAGAUCCGUCGAUCAUGGUUUGCCACGCAGCGGCACAGGCUGUCGUCGCAUUCCUAGGGAUCCUGGAGCCUAGGAACUGGCCGGAGUGCUUGCAACAGCUGGUGCAUAUGUUGGAACCUGGCGGAGAUCAACAAGAGGCCGCAUUAGGUGUCCUCAAGCAGGCAUGCGACAAGUACCCUGAAAAGCUUGACCUGGAAAUCGACGGCAGCUGGUCAGUAAAGGACAUACUCCCUAUGUUCAUCGACCUCUCGGAUCACCCCAACGCGAAGGUGCGCGCACAGGCGAUCGCGUGUCUGUCAAGUCUCGCUAGUAUUGGCUGUGAUUCCCUCUUCGAGCGCAUAGACGCGUUCAUCGCAUGUCUCCUCAAGCGCGCGUCGGACGAGGAUCCGGCUGUGCACAGACAUGUCUGCCAAACUCUUGUUCUGCUGCUAGCGUCGCGCCCGGAGAAGCUCAUGCCGGAGAUGGUCAAUGUGGCGGGGUACAUGCUCUACUCCGCGAAGGACAAGCACCAGGAUGUCGCGCUCCAGGCAUGCGACUUCUGGCUGACGUUCGCAGAAAUCCCGGAUCUCGCGCCGAACCUCCGCCCGUUCCUCGCCAAGGUCUCGCACGUCCUGCUGGACCGCAUGGUCCACAACGACGACGAUCUGCUUCGGCAUGAAUGUUAUGACGACGAUGUGGCCGUGCAUGACGAAUGCGCAGGCAUCGAGCCUCGCCCGUGGAACCUGCGCCAAUAUGCGGCGGCAGCGUUAGAUGCGCUUGCGGUUCGCUUUGGCGCUGAUCUGCUCAACGUGCUGCUCGAGCCGUUGCAGACCAAGCUGCGGAACGACGAUUGGCUACAAUGCGAGAGCGGCAUCUUAGCACUCGGGGCAAUAGAACCAGGGUGUAUUGACGCCAUCAAGCCUCACCUACCAACACUGGUGCCAUACUUGUUCGACGCUUUGAGCCACCCUCAGCCGCUCAUGCGGUCUAACACUUGCUGGACUCUUGGCAGGUACGCCAGAUGGUGCUCGCAGCCGAUCUCGCCGGAACACACGACCCCAAUCUUUGUCCCCACGCUGCAAGGUCUUCUCAGGAUGAUGAUAGACGAUAACCAGCACGUGCAAAAGGCGGCAUGCAGCGCAUUCGCCGCACUCGCAGAGGAAGCAGGCCCCGAGCUGGCCCCGUACCUCGAGCUCGUCUUGCGGCAGUUCCUCAUCUCGUUCGAGAAGUAUGCAAACAGUAACAUUCUUGUCUUGUACGACGCUAUUGAGACUCUUGCGGACGCCGUCGGCUCGGCAUUGCAGAGUCCGACAUACGUCGAGAUUUUGAUGCCUUCACUACUGGAGCGGUGGUCGAAGCUCAAGGACGACAACGACGAACUGAAGCUUCUCCUUCAGUGUCUUGCUUCCGUCACGAUCGCCAUGGGGCCAACAGUCCUCCCGUAUGCAACUCCCAUAUUCGACCGGUGCCACGCCAUCGUGCACAACUUCCUGCUCCAGUACAAAACAUCCCAGCAAGACCCCGAGAUGGACCGGCUUGAUCGUUCACUCAUCGCCACCUUCGAUAUUCUCUGUGGGUUGAUACAGGGCCUCGGGAUGGAGCUCGAGCAACACAUAAUGGGCAGCCAACCGAACCUCUUCGAGCUCCUUAUCGACUGCAUGAAGCAUCCGUACGCGGCGGUGCGGCAAUCGGGCUUCGCGCUUGUGGGCAUCAUGUCCAAGAACUGUUUCCCGCUGCUUCGGCCACAAGUGUCCCGGAUCAUGCAGUGCCUCACGGUGCAGCUCAACCCGGGACUGAAGCUCGAAUUCAUCAGUGUGUGCAAUAACGCUGCCUGGGUGGCCGGCGAGAUCGCACUCCGGUUCGGUCACGAUGAGGCCGAAUUCCGGCAAUGGGUUCAUCCCCUUGUCUCGCAGCUUAUCUCCAUCCUGCGGCACUCGAAGGCACCGCCGAACCUGCUUGAGGACGCCGCGGUGUCGAUUGGCCGGAUCGGUCUGAUGCACCCCGCCUUGGUUGCGCCGCUACUUCCCGAGUUUGCGCAUGCGUGGUGUCAGGCACUCUACGAGAUCCCGGAGAACGAGGAGAAGGACUCCGCUUCCCGCGGGCUCUGCACGCUCGUGCAGAUGAACCCGGCCGGAAUCAAGAAGAGCCUUCUGUGCUUCUGCGACGCGAUCGUCCAGUGGAAGCAGCCGUCGCCGGAGCUCAACGACAUGUUUCAGCACCUGCUCAACGGGUUCAAGCAGACCGACGCUGUCGAUUGGGCGGUGCAGGUCGUGCAGUUCCCGCCCGCCACCCAGGAGGCCCUUGCGGCGCGUUAUGGCGUGUAA